Metarhizium album ARSEF 1941 is the source of this 1470-nucleotide messenger RNA. Its product is annotated as C-14 sterol reductase. Gene Ontology annotation, molecular function: Delta14-sterol reductase activity. The record is from RefSeq and is a predicted model, not a curated record. Bases 1 to 1470 code for a protein of 489 amino acids. The transcript is spliced from 3 exons. Gene Ontology annotation, cellular component: endoplasmic reticulum membrane. Gene Ontology annotation, biological process: ergosterol biosynthetic process. NCBI's taxonomy places the organism in Eukaryota, Fungi, Ascomycota, Sordariomycetes, Hypocreales, Clavicipitaceae.
AUGCCCUCAUCAAAGACUGCUGCCAAGUCUGCAGCUCCGGCUGGGCACGGCUACGAGUUCUUCGGCCCCCCGGGUGCCUUUGGCAUCUCGUUUGGUCUGCCCAUUCUCGUCUACGUCUUCACCUUUGCGUGCAACGACAUCUCGGGAUGCCCCGCGCCAUCGCUCCUGAGUCCUCGCUCCUUGUCACUCGAACAGUUGAAGGUCGAAGUGGGCUGGCCGCAGAAUGGAAUAUGGGGUCUCGCCAGCUGGAAAGCAACUGGCGGCGUCCUUGCCUACUACUUGCUGAACCUCAUCUUAUACCGCGUUCUGCCUGCGACCGAGGUAGACGGAACUGUCUUGAGCUCCGGCGGACGUCUCAAGUACCGAUUUAACACCUUGUACUCCAACACGGUUACUUUGGCCGCCCUCGCAGCUGGAACUUUGGCUCGGGGCGCCGAGUUUCCCGUAUGGGUCUUUAUCAGCGAGAAUUACCUCCAGAUUCUGACGGCCAACAUCGCAAUCGCUUACGCAAUCGCCACUUUCGUCUACGUCCGUAGCUUCAGCGUCAAGCCCGGAAACAAGCAACAUCGUGAGCUUGCCGCCGGCGGCCACACCGGCAACUUGCUCUACGACUGGUUCAUUGGCCGCGAACUCAACCCCCGCGUCACCAUCCCCCUGAUUGGCGAAGUUGAUCUCAAGGAGUGGUGUGAGUUGCGACCCGGCAUGAUGGGCUGGAUCAUUCUCAACUGCGCCUGGUGUGCUCAGCAAUACCGCAACUUUGGCUUCGUCACCGACAGCAUCAUCUUCAUCACGAUUGUGCAAGCGCUGUACAUCCUGGACUCGUGGUGGUUCGAGCCCGCAAUCCUAACGACCAUGGACAUCACCACGGACGGUUUUGGCAUGAUGCUUGCCUUUGGCGAUCUCGUCUGGGUGCCCUUUGUCUACUCGACGCAAACCCGAUAUCUUUCCGUCCACCCGCUGUCGCUCGGUCCCGCCGGCCUCGCAGGUACCCUUUCGCUCAUCGGCCUCGGCUUCUACAUCUUUCGUUCUGCCAACAACCAGAAGAACGCGUUCCGUACAAACCCCAACGACCCCAGCGUCUCCCACCUCAAGUACAUGGAGACCAAGGCCGGCAGCAAGCUUCUGGUCAGUGGCUGGUGGGGCAUCGCCCGUCACAUCAACUAUCUCGGUGACUGGAUCCAGUCCUGGCCAUACAGUCUCCCCACCGGACUUGCUGGCUACCAGAUUCUGGCUGCUGGUGCCGGCGCCGCCGGCCAAGGCGCCCACGUCAUGAAGGAUGGCCGGGUCGUCAUCCAGGGCAACGCGCGAGGCUGGGCCAUCCCCAUCACCUACUUCUACGUUGUGUACUUUGCGGUCCUGCUCAUCCAUCGUGAGCGGCGGGACGACGAGAAGUGCCGUCGCAAGUACGGCGACGACUGGGAGAAGUACAAGAAGAUUGUGCGCUGGAGAAUCAUUCCCGGCGUAUACUAG